Molecule: messenger RNA, 945 nt
Organism: Trichobilharzia szidati
Lineage: Eukaryota; Metazoa; Platyhelminthes; Trematoda; Strigeidida; Schistosomatidae
Source: the annotation of a GenBank genome assembly
GUAGGAAAUAAACUUGAUAACAGUGAUCACAACAUAUUGUACUGCACGCUACCAUUCCGACUAACAACUAAACACACACCUAAAAAUUCCCCGGUGCACUAUCAGUAUAGGGACUAUAAGAAUGCCGAUUGGGAAUUCCUAUCAGAUCUGCUGAAAAGUUCUGACUGGGAAGAAUACUUCAUUAACAAUAACUUAGAAGUAUCACUCGAUAUUUUCUACAAAACAAUUGGCUCAGCAAGAGACAUAAUCGCGCCCCUAAAAUCUGCUCUAAAGACACCAACUCCAUUUAUCGACCGCAAAACGCGACUAAAACUAAAGAAAUUGAAAAGGAAAUACCAUGUAUUUAAGGAAUUUAAUGCGUUAAACCAAAUACAUGAAACUCUUAAAGGGCUUGAAGAGAAACACAAAAUGAGGUCACAACUUGAAGAAAAUAAAGCGCUUGUGGGUAACUCCAAAACUCAGGAACUUUGUAGGAUAUUGCAGAGACGUCUAAAAAGUAGUAAAGACAAUACUGUAAGCAGCUUGGAGCAUAAGGGUAUAAUACACAAUGAUCCCCAGGUUAUAAGCGAACUCCUCAAUGAGUGGUUUUGCAAUGACGCCAGAGUGCACCCAACCCCAAAUUUCCAAAUGACUUGCAAAAGCAACCACAAAUUAGGCGAAAUAGACUUUAAUAUGCAAAAUAUAGACUCAGCGAUUAAGACUUUGAAGUCUAAUGGUAGUACUGGAACAGAUGACAUACCAUCUGUCAUGUACAAAAAUGGUAGCACGGAAAUGGUAGUCUUGUUACUUAGAAUAUUUACUCUCUCAUUAGAAACUGGAACUUAUCCUGAAGUGUGGAAAACCACAUACAUAUUACCUAAGCACAAAGCAGGGGCCAAAACCAGUGUAUGCAACUAUAGACCUAUCAAUAUAACACCGGUAAUAUCCCGAAUAAUGGAGAAAGUG